AUGUUUCAAGCGAGUGCCAUUGUUCUCUCCCCGACAUGCACUCAGAGUAAAUUAUUGGGAUCAUCAUCCUCGGAUCCAUCCACCACAACUAACACCACAGUGCAAGGAGAGGAUCAAAGAAUAGGAAUUAUGGGAUCGCUACGAAAAGCCUCCGCUCAUCAUCAUUCAAAUCAUCAUACACAAGGCUCAUCAUCGGGAUUGGGUACAAAUUCUUCCAUAUUAAACCGUAUGAGUGGAAUGGGAUAUAGUGGUAGUGGUGGAAUGAGUGUGAGCGGAACCAGUGGUCAUUCAACAUUGUCCACUUCGAUCACUAACCGAAGUUCAAAUUCUGCGGCUGGAUCCACAGCUCAUGUGUUGUUUGGAGGAUAUUCGUAUAAUUUUGAUAAACAAAAAUUGUUGAAGGAUUAUUUGAAAAAUUUUACUGAGAAACAAAUGAAAUUAUUUAAGGAAUGUACAGAUGAUUUGCCGUUCACACCUAUUGCUGUUUAUUAUGAUCCACAAACUUGUAUUUUACAAACAGUGUUAGAGAGUGGACAUUUGAUUCAUUGGAAACUCCAUCCUAAAACAUCAGAUGUUCAGCUAGUGCAAGUGGAUAGGUCAUUCUAUGAAUUGAUGGAUUCCAGAUUACUCUCUUCUGGAGUUAUUUGUAAUGAAUUUGUCAUUGUUCAAACUGUGAACGGAGAAUUGAAUUUCGUUGAAAAUCCACUCUUUCAAAAUUAUGCAUCUAUUUUUGCAGAAUCUUUGGGAAACACGAGAAGAGGAACUAUUUUGUCACUUGGAAGUAACAAUACACAAAAUAUCAAGCUCAUGAUGGCUAAAACUCAAGAAGAAACAUUGUUGAAAUCUAUGAAAAUGAAUUUACCAAAAACAUAUCUCUGUGGUCAAGCUACAAGAAAUUCUCUGCUUAUUGCACAAAUUAGUUUACGAGGAACUGAAGACAGAGAAAUGAUUCAAGUGAUAGGUACCGUUCAAGCAAGUCGUCUCAUUGUGUUCUAUGCAUUCAGUAAUUUCCGAUCGAACACCUUUCAUACAUUGGAGUUAAGUAGCGACUCAAUGAGCGUUGUGUGGUGUGUUUAUGAAAUUAUUGGAAAGCAAGUCAAGAAGAGCAAAUACAAAACCAUUGAGACAGAAAGUGAAAUUACAUGUUGUGCUAUUGGGCCCAGUGAAAAACACGUGUGUAUUUGUUGUGCCAAUGGAGAGGUUAAACUUUUUUCCUCGUUCAAGCUUUCUUUUUCUGGAGAUACCAGUAAUAAGGCUUCCAAAUUUAAAUGCAUCACUGUUCAAACUCUUCCUGGAAGGUUUAGACCCAGUCAUGUCGAAUGGCACCCUUCCGGCUCCAUGCUUCUUGUUGCAUCACCUAACGAAAUUUGUCUCUUUGAUUGUGGACUUAAUUUUAUUGAUUUUCAAGUACCAUUAAGAAAUGCUGUUGUUAAAUGUAUCACUCCUACCAAUAUUUUGAGUCAACCGCUUUUAUUUAGUUCUGUACAAUUUAUGACCAAUGGAGAAGCUAUUGAUUCAUCACUGGCAUUAAUUGAUUCUGGUGGUAGUAGCUUGAACCCUGGAACUCCACGCAGCUCUCUUAAUUCACCAAGAGGAUUUUUAGGACGAAAAAAGCAUCAAGCUGAAAUUCCUCAGCCAUUGCAAAAAGGAACUAUGCUUCCCUAUGAACGUCUGUUGAUAUGUUUUGAAAAAGGUCCAAUUUGCAUUUUUAAAAUUGAUUUUGGGCUACUAAGCGCUUUCAUUGACAAUAAUAUUGAGCCUGCCUCCAACGCUCAUUUUCUUUCUAUUCACCUUAAUAUUCACAACAAGCUGAAGGAAGGUUAUAGUAUCAUCAGAAAUUUGACAAACGGAAAAGAAUUCCAACUCUGCCUGAAAGAAUUCCUUUCCUAUCUAGUCUCUCGAAUUCAUGUGGACCCUGCUUCUGAAGAGUUUUUGGACAUGCUGCUAGAAAAAUAUGCUGCUCUUCACAAGCAUUUGGAACCCGACUCAUAUUUCCAUACUCUCUACAAGAGAUACUUUUUGUAUACCCUAAGGAAAGGUUUCUACGAGAAAUGUUUCCAAAUUGCUCAUCACCUCAAUGACCCUACUCUCUUUGAACACUUGUACAGAUUUUGUCUUGCUCAGAAUUAUGACUCUCUUGCCUAUUUGUCCAUACAGCAUGCAAGUGAUACGUUUAAGAAUAAGGAAAAGCAAGUCCAACAAUUCUUCAAUGAAUGUGUGCAAUACGAAAAAUUACAGAAUAAAUAA
Naegleria lovaniensis is the source of this 2247-nucleotide messenger RNA. RefSeq lists its product as uncharacterized. The coding region runs from base 1 to 2247 and encodes 748 amino acids. The transcript is spliced from 4 exons. Gene Ontology annotation, biological process: cilium organization; nervous system development; establishment of protein localization. The record is from RefSeq and is a predicted model, not a curated record. Gene Ontology annotation, cellular component: axonemal basal plate. Gene Ontology annotation, molecular function: protein binding. Lineage: Eukaryota; Heterolobosea; Eutetramitea; Acrasida; Naegleriidae.